AUGUCGGCCUACACUGCGCCCUCAAACAACUAUCCUCCUGAUCCUGCUCUCCAUCUCGCUCUGCGCGAUGCAGCUGGGCCGCAGAACGAUCAAUUGGCCGCCCAGCACGGCUUGACGGUCGCGCAGCCUUACCACUACAAUGUUCAGCCUUCUCAGCAGUCUCCGUACGACAACAGCCCGUCGAACGGACAUCCAGGCAAUGUGCAGCACCAAGGGGCACCUGGGCCUGCACCUCCACCUGUCGCGUCUGCGUCUGCGUCUGCGUCCGCGUCCGCGUCUGCCAGCGGGGAGGGCCAGAGGGCAAACCGUCUUCGCAAAGCUUGCGAUUCGUGUAGCAUUCGCAAGGUGAAGUGCGACGAGUCGGGCCCGCCAUGUCGAGCUUGUCUGGCUCUGGAAAUCCCAUGUACCUUCGAACGACCCAGCCGGCGGAGAGGUCCUCCAAACCGACACGCAGAAGCUAUCAAGAAGCGCAAGCUGGAAUCGCCAUCUGCAGCAUCUCCAACCUCCUCCCCGAAUAAUGUCGCUGCUACUCUAGCAUCCUUCUCCUCGCACGCCGUCCUCAAUGCCGAAUCAAUAUGUCCCUUUCCUACCCUCGAACUCCUCGUGAACGAUUUCUUCACUUAUAUCCACCCUCUCGCCCCCUUUCCCCACGAACCUUCCUUCCGCGAUGCUUUCGUAUCCCGAGAAGACCUUAAGAACCCCUCGUUCUUAGCAUUAUUGGCGUCGAUGGUCGGCGUUUUGGUAGCCUCCUUCCCCCGGAGGCCACGACUGCAUCUGAAAGCCCAGCACCGCGAGCACCUGUUCCCAACCUCGAUCAGCUUGGUUGAGCGAUGUCAUAAGGUGGCCGUUGAAGCUCGAGGAGCGGGAUAUCUCGACAAGGAGUUGUCAGUUUAUGAUGCUGUCACGAGCUACUUCCUGGGCUUGGCUGCUGCAUACACGUUCCAACCACGACAAUGUCGACUAUAUUUCGGGGAGACUCUGAACAUAUCAAGAGCCCUUGGAACCCAUAAGUUCAAGAAGGAUCCAGGGUUUCUCUCAACGAGAAAUACAUCUGUACCUUUUGGGGAAGCUGGUGCAUAUGGUGGACAAGCACAACCAGUCGAUUACAUCAGGCAAGAGAUUGGCAGGAGGGUGUUCUGGAUCAUGAUUGUUGGUGUCAGAUCACUGCAACAGCUUGGUGCUACAUUCGGUGAACUCGUCAUACCUCCUCCGACGCCUAGUGAGCCGUAUCCACCCUUGCCUUUGGAAGUCGACGACGAAUACAUAUACGUUGAUCAUGUUGAUCCUCAGCCGGCAGGCUUAAUAUCGAAACUGACGGGAUUCAACCUGGGAAUACAGAUUUACAUGUCCCUUGACCCUUUGGCGACGAUGGAGCUGGCAUAUGGCAUUGAUGAGGUGUUCGACUGGAAUCGCCAGAAGAGAAUCCUGGAAGAGUGUCUGCGGCAGGUGAAGCACGUAUUGGACAAUGUCCCAAGAGAAUUGAUGCUUACUCCUGGCUCGGAACCUGGUCAAUUCAAAUCGCCAGACCGACCAUACCUCCCGUCAAUGGCAGACUAUCCAAGCGUAAGAUUCAAUGGUCGUGAGAUGGGUCACUGGCCCCAGGAAGACCCAGAGGUUCGGCGAAGACUGCAAUACGAGAUCCAGAAGGCGAAUAUUUAUGCCAGUCAGCUCGGCACUCGGUCUUACAUCGUGGAGAAGUAUUGGAACCUUCAAGAAGCCCACGAAAGAGAAACCUCUCGAGGUGAUUCACAUACCUCUCCGGGUCCAACGGCCAGUGGGCUGGAUAAUAUGCUCCCCAAGAGUACCACGUAUGGAGAGAGUGAAAUAAAUGUUGCGGAUGAGCGGGAAAUCAUUGUGAAGGAUCUACUCCGUGUGCUUGGCAGCAUCAGUCAAAUCAACAUGGAGCCGAACGGAGGCAGUUUUAUCAACAAAAUCCGACAAAUAGCCUCUACAUUGAUCGACUCGCCACAAAAUCGGAAAGGCCCCUUAGCUCUGAAGUCGGAGGAGUACCUGGCAAGGUUCCUGGAUGUCCUGAUGAAGCUUGAGCGAACCAAUCCGAGUCUGAAUGGAGAAAAUGGUCAUCUGCAGGAUGCCGAGGAAGAGGAGUUACGGAAUUGGGCGGAUCUACGGGAGCAUCAGAUGCGAUUUUUGCAGUCGGGUGGAUUCUUGAAUGACGGUUGA
Molecule: messenger RNA, 2181 nt
Organism: Amorphotheca resinae ATCC 22711
Lineage: Eukaryota; Fungi; Ascomycota; Leotiomycetes; Helotiales; Amorphothecaceae
Exons: 4
Coding region: 1-2181 (726 amino acids)
Biological process (GO): regulation of DNA-templated transcription
Molecular function (GO): zinc ion binding; DNA-binding transcription factor activity, RNA polymerase II-specific
Source: RefSeq, a predicted model, not a curated record